AUGCAGACAAUCAAAUAUGUGGUUGUAGGAGAUGGGGCUGUAGGUAAAACCUGUCUCAUUAGUCAUACAACAAAUGCCUUUCCUGAGGAGUUUAUACCCACUGUCUUUGACAACUAUAGUGCCCACACAUUUGUGGAUGGCCAGAUCAUCAGCCUGAACCUGUGGGACACUGCUGGCUAAGAAUAGUGUGACCGACUGUUAACUCUCUCCUACCCCCAGACCAAUAUCUUUCCACUGCACCCAGCCGUCAUUUGUUUUUCUAUUGGCAACCCAUCCUCUUAUGGCAGUGUGAGGCAUAAGUGGCAGCCAGAGGUCUCCCAUCAUUGCCCCAAUGUACCUGUUCUGCUGGUAGGCACCAGGAGGGACCUGCGGAGUUACCUUGACACAGUAAAGAAGCUGAAGGAGCAGAACCUAGUGGCCAUGACUCCUCAGCAAGACACUCCACUGGCUAAACAGAUGGGGGCUGUGGAGUAUCUGGAAUGUUCAGCCCUGAUUCAGGAUGGAGUGCAUGAGGUAUUUUCAGAAGCUGUCCAGGCUGUGCUUUACCCUGUCACCAAGAAGACCACCAAAAAGUGCGUCCUUUUAUAG
Carlito syrichta (Philippine tarsier) is the source of this 588-nucleotide messenger RNA. RefSeq names its product rho-related GTP-binding protein RhoG-like. Gene Ontology annotation, biological process: cortical cytoskeleton organization; regulation of actin cytoskeleton organization; actin filament organization. Gene Ontology annotation, molecular function: GTP binding; GTPase activity; protein kinase binding. The record is from RefSeq and is a predicted model, not a curated record. NCBI's taxonomy places the organism in Eukaryota, Metazoa, Chordata, Mammalia, Primates, Tarsiidae. Gene Ontology annotation, cellular component: cell cortex; plasma membrane; cell projection. The transcript has 2 exons.